GAUUCUCACAAUUGUCUUUUCGAAAUCCACACUUACCCUUGUCGGACAAAUUAGCGUCGUACCAUCCACAGAACAAAUUUAAUUUGUUCCAUUCGCUCUCGCCAUGGCGUACCAUUACAAUUGUAUAUUUCGACAUUUUUCUGUUACAAGUGUUAAUACUGCUUAAAGAAAAAGUACUAUUCGGCAACGACAAUCCGGGCUUGAUGCUUUUGCACAACUGUUUCAGCCACAGGCCCCCACCACCUGUCAUCGCGUUUGAUACCGUGAAAGCAUCAUUUAAAAUUUAGCACGUAUUACAAUGUUUCGCGCCACUGUAGCACACGGAUAGUUUUCAUUGCAUAUUUGCUUCGCUGAAAAAUAAAAUAUUUAUAAAUCAAUCGAGUAUUGUACAAAUAUUUGAUAAAUUAUAAUAUAAAUGAUUGCUAUCGGUUAUAUGCACGUAAUCCUAAAACAUUUAAUGUAAUAAGUAUUUAUAUAAUAUCUUCUUAUUUGCCUAUAGAUAUAAGCAGGAUAACCUAUGUAAGUAGAAGUAACAAGUCCAUUCAAGGAGUGUUUAUAAUUUGUUUGGAAAUAAUGUUAUGUAAAUAAAUGGCAUAAGUAAAUACUUCUAGUGUUCAUCAAUAGGUCAGACUUAUUCAAAAAAAGGUAGACUAGUAUAAUGGAAUUAUCAAACAAUGAAAAAGUUGAUAAUCCUUUAGAGUUAAACAAGGAUUUUUUGCAAGUUUCAUGUAACUGGCAAAUCAGUAAUAAUAGACAGUUCCAUGAUAUUUUCACUACGGCGCCUUCUUCUCAAGAGCAAGAAAUUGAUAAUUUUGAUACAAUGGUCAAAUUAUCAACAUGUGUAUCUUUACAACCAACUCAGUCCUCUAAUGAACCUUGUAUGUUGGAAAUAAAGUUAACAAAUCACCAAAAAAUAUCCAGUAUUGUUGUAGUUUCAGAAGCUUAUGUUUUAGAGUUUUUUAAGCAAUUUGGAGAGUAUGAGACAACAGUAUUCGCAGAACUUGUGGAUGAGUUUGAAGACAAUUCUGUUUAUUUGGCAGAAAAAAAAUUCAUUCCACCUACUUCUGAAGCUAGUAUAAAGUUUACAAAGACAAAGAGUAAAAAUUCAGUUAUGUGGAUAUAUGGUAUAAUGCUCUAUUUAACAGAACCCAUUAAUGACUCCAAAAAUGCAGAUGUUUUCAAUUUUGGAAUCAUAAAACAUUUCUUAACUAAACUUUCUUUUAAUGAUGAAGAGAACAAUGCUUCUAUUGGUGUACAGUCAUGUUACAAGAAUAUUUCGAACUCAUCAAAAAAUCUCAGUACAGAAGAAAAUCAUGAGAAUAAAGUGGAACAAUCUGACAAUGAACAUAUUGAAUCUAAUAUGGACAUUAAAGCUUAUAUUGAUAAUAAGUUACAUAAUAUGGAAACAAGAAUGAUCAAAAGGAUCAAUGAAAUGGAACAAAAAACUAACGAGAAGCUAGAUAAUAUUUUAAAACUAUUAGAAACUCAAUUUAGCACAAAGUGACACUCAUUUUGUAUAAUACAAAUGUACAAACUACUCUUGUAAACAAUCAAAACGUAUAUUUAAUGUAAUUCAAUGUCUAAAGUAAAAAAACUAAAAAAUUA
Nomia melanderi (Alkali bee) is the source of this 1605-nucleotide messenger RNA. RefSeq lists its product as uncharacterized. The record is from RefSeq and is a predicted model, not a curated record. Lineage: Eukaryota; Metazoa; Arthropoda; Insecta; Hymenoptera; Halictidae.